Messenger RNA from Oikopleura dioica, 1884 nucleotides. Lineage: Eukaryota; Metazoa; Chordata; Appendicularia; Copelata; Oikopleuridae. The record is from the annotation of a GenBank genome assembly.
AUGCAAUUUGAAGAAAACGAGAACUUUGAAAUUGUCCUGCCACGAAAGAAGAAAUCGAACUCAAAGAACAUCAAACAAAUCAAUCUUGACGAGGUUAAAGUUCCUGUUAGAAAAAGUUCCAGUUUUCACGACGAUGAAGGCAUCGGUUCUGCUUCGCCAACAUACGAGUCUGAUGAUCAUCGUAAUCCCUCAGCUCCAGUAACACAGCCAAAGAAAAAGUCAAAGCCUUCGAAAAAGAAGCAAGGAAAGAAAAACGCCAAGAAAAAGGCCAACAAAGCCAACAAUUCAAAACCGAAGGAGACCCCGAAAGAAGAAGAAAACCACUCUGAAGCGAACAACAACAAUCAUGAAUCUUGCUCCGCAACAGCCAGCCCGGAAAGCGAUGCUGAAGCCCCGUCGGAACAUCGUAGAAGACGAAAGUCAUCGAGAUGCGAUGGGGACGGAAACGAGAUUCGCCACCGUCGAAUCAGCUGGGCUGAGGAGCUGGUCUUGGAGCCUUCUCGAGUGCGGACAUGCUCUGAAGGGUCGAUCCUGAACAAAGAUGGCAAUGACUGGUCAGUUGAUCAUUACGUCUGCGACUGCGGAUUUGCCGGAUGCGAUUGUGACGAAACUUCAGGAGCGAUUCAUCCUGAAUGGACACCUAGAAACAUUCAGUGGAACUGCCGGUACCGCUCGUUGAGCUCAAUGAAAAAGUCCGAGCUCAAUUUCAUUGAACAAAAGUUCUACUAUUGUGACUCCCAACGGCAUUUAAAACUCGGGACAGGUAAAUCCGCCGAGUCAGGGACUUCGGUUUACUUCGCGCUGGGCGUAGAUGGACAGGAACAUGUGGCACGAAAGCUCAAGACGAAACAACUGCCGCAGCUCAAGCCAAGCCUCGUGAAAAACUUGCUCAAGAUUCGACACCCGAAUCUGAUCAAAUAUCAAGAGUUCAUCAUUCUCAAGAACCAAACGUAUGUGCUUCAAGAACUGGUUGACUUCUCUCUCGGCCGAUGGCUAGAGAACAAGACAAUCUGCCAGCCGCUCGACAAACUCAACCUCUGCCACCAACUCGUUGCCGGGAUUCAGUAUCUUCACGAAAAUAACAUUGCACACAAAGAUUUGAGACCGGUAAACGUUUUGCUCAAUCAAAGUGGCAGACUUAUAGUUACCAACUUCGGCAUUGUGCCCCAUAUUGCACCAAACAAGGGAAAAACGACUGACCAAAGACUGGACGAAUUAAGAACGAGUAGUGCCGAAUGUUGGAGAGCCUCCGAGACGAUAUGGCAGAUAACCGAGGACUUUCAAAUUGAAUCAGAUAUCCCGCCUCUUGGAAUGAUGAUUUACACAAUUUUAACCGAUGGCCAGCAUCCUUAUGGAUUGUCUGGGAGAAGAGAGUCCGUAAAACUUUGCAUCAAGAACAUGAUGACGCCAAGAUACUGCCUAAACUUGCUGAACGGAAAUGUUUUCGCCAAAGAACUCGUGCGUAAAAUGCUGCAGAAGGACCCGAAGUCGCGAAUUACGGCUACAGAUGCGUUCAAGGACUCGCUUUUCUGGACGAGACAACAAAAGCUCGAGCACAUUGAACACAUCCUAACAGGACCGAAGUCGAGUGCUCUUGAAAACCAGAGUUCCCGUUGCUUCAUUCCAAUCUGCGGGCAUUUCGGGAACCUUCCCGCCAUCCUAUCAUCCGCCCACGACGCCGACACCGGCCACGAAGCUCUCGACAACCUAGCUACCGCUUUCGCAGAGAUUUCGCCUAUCGACUCACCAAAUCACAGAGAGCACUUUCUCGAGGGAAUCCUCGAAUCUCUCCCUCAACUCGUCCCACUCACCCAGCAGCAUGCGAAGAUCGAGAUCGAAUGCGCACUUGAGAUCGGAGAAGUGGAUUACGAAUCAUCCGAGUAA